CCAGGUCUUCUACUUAUGCGUUGUUCUCUUAUCUUAUGAAUGAUAGGAAUCUGUACCAGGCGGUAAAAUCGAAGACAGGAGCACGUUGCAGUCGAGAAGUGAUCUACCGCCAACGAUACCUUCACAAGACGACCCAUUUUCGAAACCAGUCUGGCCUCCACAUACUCUUCCAUCGACACACCCAUCUUUACCACCACAACCCCCAGCAUGGACAAUGCUACCUCCACCGCCAUCUCCACCAGCAACAUCAACACCUCCUUCAGCACCUGCAGUCCCUGCAGAUGUAACGGAAGUAAAGGCGGAGGCCAUAGUGCAGGAUACCGAAGAAGCCACAUUGACGACCAUAGCAGACGCUGAGUCUUUGGUACUAAUCACACCACAGCAGUCGCCGCCAAAUAAGAACCGAUGCACGAUCGCUUCCGCGAUUAUACCCCCGACAACACAGAUGACCGCUGCCGUAUCUAAUGUCGACGAUGGUGAAGGAAAGAAAGACGGAGAAGAUGGAGGGAUGCAGGAUGGUAGUGUCAACAUUACAGCACCGUCUGCGAUAUCGCCAGCACCAACGGUAUCAGCAGCAGUCGCAAGAGUAUCGAGUUUAGAGACUGGUGACAGCAGUAACAACAUCACAAGAAACGGUGGCGAUGUACGAUCAGGAGACCAGGCUACGGCCUCAUUAGCCUUGGUGGAUGCAGCUCCCAUGGCAAAUCAUGGUGAAUUUGGCGAGAAGAUCGAGCAGAUCAAGACGAAGAGUGUUGGGCCAGAGGAUAGGUUGAUGAUGAUGAUCAAAGAUAUGGCAAAAGUACGCGAUUUACCGUCUCAAAGAGGAGAGACGGAGUCCGAGACGAUUGUUUAUGCGAUUCCGUCCAUUGGACCGGAGCAUCACAAGCCAGAGGAACCAUCUGCGGAUUCAACCACGGUGGAAUUGCCAACACAAGAGCCAUCAAGUUUGAGUCUGUCUGAUGAUACCGCUGCACCUACGGAUCCGUUGACGACGAUGCUGCUCCAGACGAUCCAGCCCCUUUUGGUUCAUACGGAUUCUGAUGAUAUAGUAGCUCAGGGCUCGUCACAGGACAGUGUUGCGGUAUCAUCGGAGCAGGGUACAGGUGGUAGUGCGGCGAUGGAUCAAGAGUCGUCUGACCAAAGUAGGAUCGAUACGAACGCAGCGACUGAGAGCCGUCCAUGGGAUUCGGACGCGAGUAUGGCGAGUGGCAGCGAAGCGGAGGCGCGGACCUCAGAUGACAAUGCGAUGGAGGAUGACGAGUCUGACACUGCUGGAAUGCAAGCUGAUAUGUCGCUGGAUGUCCCAGAAUCAACACUCUCUUCAACAGGGUUGUCUCAGGAUUUGGUGAUGAACCAAGUCGGGACUGAAGAGGCCGAGGAUCAGUACAUGAAUAAAGCGCAGCUGGAGCAGCUUAUGGAUGACAGGGAAAUGGAGAAGGCGGAUAGGGGGGAUUUGUCGACUUUGGUUGCUAUGAUCGAGGAUGCACCAGUGCUGGAAGAGGCCGUAGGCGUGGACCUGGAUCGGAAAGAGGCAGCGAAUGUCCUUGGUGGACUACAGGUAGGUAGCGCGAGUCAGGAUUACCACUCGCUGUCGAUGGAAUCUGCAUUCGACUCGGACAAUUUUGAGAACGCAUUGGUGUCUGAUGAUCGGUCAACUGAACCUGAAAGCACUUCUACGGCCGCUUUGAAGACUGAGAACGGGGCAACGCUUUCGGAUUCGGUGGCGAUGUCGGAUCAGCUAUUAGAGACGAGACUGGAUAUCGAUGUAGCGAAGGAUUUGCUGGAUUCCAAGGUUUUGGAUGCUUUACUGGGCAUCGUCUUUAUCGAGCCUGAGCAUGCGAAGAAGACUUUGGCUAUGGAUGGACCAACCGAAGCUGCGCGCGCGGAAGUUUUGCUAACGGAGAGUGUACCAGCUGGAUCCAUGUCAAUGGAGCCUAUUUUGUCAGACACUACCCCAACGGAGAUUGUAUCAUCGGAGAUCGCACCGGCAAAGGCGACGCUGGUGGAGUCAGCACCGACAAAGAUAGCAUCAGCAGAAACGGCACCUGUGGAGUCGAUGGCGGACAAGGCUGGAGUCAAGGAGUCAGUGGUUCUCACGAGUCCCGCCGAGGAACCUGCACUGAAAGACAUGACCGAGCACAUACAGGGCAUUUUGGAGCCUUCCGUCGUAGAUGCAGUUGACUCAAACCUGGACACGACGACAGGAAUGCCAGAGGUCGAGGAGAGGGGACGGAAGGUGUCAUCAGAGUCUCAUCGUGUAAAUUUUCCAGCGGAGGCCGAGGAGAUUCGUGAUUCGUCCGAGGGGAUGAGCGACAUGGAUGUGGACGGACCACAGACGGUGCCGGAUGUCAAAAUGAACUCGUACUCGUCUCCGGCGCCCACCUCGAGUUCAACGCCAGACAACGGUGACCGCGGUGGUGUUCAUGACAGGAGAUCGAGCCUCGGACAGGGACACGGACAGAGACGACGAUCGUCAACCUCACCCUCGGUGCUGCGGCGCAAUUCGACCGCAUCCCGACUUUCUGCGGCGGAUUACCAUGGACAUGCUCAUCCGAGCUGGCAUUUUGUUCCUGGGUCGGAUUUGGCGUUCCUAUCAGAGAUGGCGGCAUCGAAUGCGGACUUGAAGAGGUUCAGGAGAGAAACGCAAUGGUUGGAAGAGCGAGUGAGUCGACCAAAACGGGACAAGGAGACGGACAGUGUGCUGGAUAAGGCACUGGGCUUGACGCGCGAUGUCCCAACACGUUCCAGGGAUCGUCGUGAUCAUGGCGGUGGCGGUGGCAGCGGCCGUUCAGGUCCAUCGCUACCACCAGCGGUGUCAGCAUCAGGAGUUGUGCGACUGAGUUCAGAUUCACGAUUGGCGCUGUCGAUGUUGAAGAUGAAACUGCUCGCGGAUAUAGAGGAGCAGACGCGACUGGAGAGCGAUCAGGAGACACUACAGCGGACACUUGACCGAACGAGGACGAGGGUUCGGGAGAGGCAAGAGUUGCAGGAGCAGGCGGAAGAGGAGAUCCGGGCGUAUGAGGAGAAGCAAGAGGAGUUGGAACGGGAGCUGCAGAGAGUGCGGAAACAGGAGAAAGCAUGUUUGGAGAUGAGGGAGCAGCAACGCAAGCAGGCAGAGGGUGAGGUCCGUCAGUUGCAGGCGACGUUGAGGAUGCUUCAGGAGCAACAGCAGCAGAGGCAGAUACUCGAAGAGCAGGAGUGGGAGGAGCAGCUGAAAUGGGAAGAUCUACAGCGUGGGGUCCAGCAGUGACAGCAGCAGCAACAGCAGCAGCAGCAGCAGCUUGUUGGAGCAAUAGCCGAAACAGCAAGGGUGCUUGGUUGUGUAAGAGUCCUUGAUCUGGAGGUUCCACAUGUAGUCUAAUCGACAAAAUAAACUGUGGAGCGCGCAUGGUUGUUUUGCUCUCUUGCCCCGCAUAUCCUUUUUUU
Molecule: messenger RNA, 3426 nt
Organism: Gamsiella multidivaricata
Lineage: Eukaryota; Fungi; Mortierellomycota; Mortierellomycetes; Mortierellales; Mortierellaceae
Exons: 1
Coding region: 215-3250 (1011 amino acids)
Source: RefSeq, a predicted model, not a curated record